Pecten maximus is the source of this 2587-nucleotide messenger RNA. RefSeq lists its product as uncharacterized. The transcript has 2 exons. Gene Ontology annotation, molecular function: ubiquitin-protein transferase activity; zinc ion binding. The coding region runs from base 68 to 1555 and encodes 495 amino acids. NCBI's taxonomy places the organism in Eukaryota, Metazoa, Mollusca, Bivalvia, Pectinida, Pectinidae. Gene Ontology annotation, biological process: positive regulation of DNA-templated transcription. The record is from RefSeq and is a predicted model, not a curated record. Gene Ontology annotation, cellular component: nucleoplasm; chromatin.
GGAAGACUAUCUCAAGUUCCGAGAAGUAUCGCCGCCAUAUUGACAGACAGCAGCUAACCUUGUCGACAUGGCGGCCCAGACACCAGUUCCUGGGUGUCCCCGCCAUAAAGGGAUGGGGUUUAUUUAUGUGUGUAAAUCGUGUGAGGACGAGUUAAUUUGUAUGGACUGUGUUACAGAAAGUCACAACGGUCACAAGAUUGGUAAACUGACUGAUUACGUGGCGGACCAGAAACGGGAAAUACAGCAGUAUGUUGACAAGCUUUCCAAAUCCGACAUUCCUAAAAUCAAGGAGGAUAUUCGUAAAAGUGAAACAAAUGAUGGAGGAUAUCAGAAAGUUAUCAGUGACAUUAAACGUCAGGGGAAACAGAUGAAAGACAACAUCGAUAACGCCAUUGAAUUGUUAGUGAAUAUGUAUACCGAGCUAGAGAAACUGAAUAAAACUGUUUCUGAGAAAAAUAAAACUGCACUAACCAAACAUCUGAGGGAGGACCUGGAGCCAAAACUGGACAGAUGCCAGCAGGUACUGACAUCCGGUACAACCGUUGACGUCACUACAUUAGCGCGGGAAAUCAGGAAUACCUCAAUUGACCCUCCCUUUCCUCGACGUUUGCAGACAUUGGAGUUCAAACCCGGGACCAUCUCCACCGAACUUCUGAAACGCAUGCUUGGUAAGGUACUCGUCGACGGAGAAGAUCAGUCGUACAAACCGAUUCCGACACCUGUGGUUCUGUCCGAGUUUAAGACGUCGUUUUAUUACGAUGUAUGUCGUACAUGUCUUACUGGUGACGAGGCAUGGUUAUCGUACUUGAACGAUGAACGUGUGUACCGGGUUGAUUUAAAAGGCAGGGUGAAGGAGACUAUCGAGUGUAAGGUCAAAGUCAGUUCGAUCUCUGUAUCCCCGACCACGGGUAGGGUGUGGUUCUGUGUGUGGGAUGACCGAAGUAUCCGGGAAAUCACGAUGGGUGGUGACGUUGUUGCACGCUUUAACGUUAACAACACACCAGGUUCUCUGUGUAUCACUAGUGAUGACAUGGUGAUAGUGGGGAUGUUGGGAGGAAUACAACUGUACACUACAGACGGCCGGGCAGUGUCAGCUGGAGCGGGUGGUCCUUGUCGACAGGUGGCAGUCUGGCCACAUCACAUGGUGUCUAGUUCUCUGACCGGGGAUGUAGCUGUUGUUGAUACAGAUGGUGUAGUUUAUGAUGACUACAUCGCUGGUAAGAAUCCAGACAAACAGCCUCACGUCAUAGUGAUGGAUAAACACCUAAACCUGAAGUUUCGCUGUAAAGACAUUGGUACAACCACAUCAAACAGAAGUUCCAGUCAGUCAUCAAAGUUUUACCCGUACGAUGUUUGUUUUGAUGGAGCUGGUGAUAUCCUCGUAGCGGACUUUGUCACCAAGUCGGUACUGCUGAUUGACGGGAAUACUGGACGCUGUAUGAGGACUGUUUAUACAUCCGAUGGAAGUGAACCAUGGUGUAUCAGUCUACACGAGGACGGUACCCUCUGGGUCGGACACGAGGACGAUCGAACGAAAAUACUCAAAUAUAAAUAGACAUAACACGUGUAUCCCCGUGUUGAACAAUGCAUCAAUAUUCACCAACACAGAGUGUCCUUCAAAUACUGUGGAUAUUAUGAUAAAGUGACAUUCAUCAUAAGUUGGUAAUUAAUUAUCUUGUACAUAUGUAUAUGUCUGAUUUGAAUUAUAUCUUGUCCUAAAUUGACGAUUUCUUUCCACAGUUGAUUUCAAAAUUGUAUCAAUAAUAACUUACUGAAUGGUUUACCAGUUUAUAAUAUGUAUUUUUAACACUAUAUUUAAUUGUUAAUCUAUAGUCAUCGCAUUUAGAAAUGAACAAAGAAAGUAAUACAUUGUCAACUUCAAAAGCAGACCUGGAAAAAACCUUACUCGGUCGUUGUAGAUAGUUCUAGGAUUGACACAACCAAUUCUGCUAAUCAGCAGCUGCUGUUUUCUGGGAAUCUAGUCCCUAAGGAAAAUGGGUUACUGUGGGCUGUACAUGAGUAAUCAACAUUUGGAAUAAAUACUUCAAAUAUACGAGAGCAAUUUUCUUUAGAUAUGAAAUACAUAUACAUUUUUAGUCUAUACACUCCUGCUAAAAAAAGUAUAAUGUAUGACUACACGUGAAAAAGGUGGGAAUUCUCAAGGUGCGAGUUCCUCCGUCCCCUGUAAACAUCCGGGUCUUUUAAGUACCAAUGUACUCGUACCUGUACAUUCAUGUAUCACUUCAUCCGUUUUACGGAAUUAUGAUGAAAUUAUUUUCUCCUUGAUAUGCUACGCCAAUGGGUGGCGCUUUGUGUGCAUUUGCACGUGGUACGAGUGGUACAAAUACGGGCCUACACCUGCCUUAGUACUCGGGAGUGUCAUUCAGGCGACACAGGUAGCAUGGUACAUAAGUAUUUUUUGAUAAUUAUAGGGUAAAUUUGCUAUCGGUCGUUUGAGAGCAUAACUCUUUAUAUGAAGGUAUAUUUAAUUAGUUGGAAUCUAAUGGCUUUUGAUAUUUGACAAAAGUUUUCUGAUUUGAUUAAAUCAUGCGGUAACUAUGUCGCCGUUAAAUGCAAAAAAAAUGUG